Thrips palmi is the source of this 1201-nucleotide messenger RNA. Its product is annotated as protein takeout-like. The coding region runs from base 137 to 895 and encodes 252 amino acids. The record is from RefSeq and is a predicted model, not a curated record. The transcript is spliced from 7 exons. NCBI's taxonomy places the organism in Eukaryota, Metazoa, Arthropoda, Insecta, Thysanoptera, Thripidae.
GCUCGGCACCGGCAGCCCCCGCAGUGUCUCCCCAAGACAACGCCGCACCAGUCGCGCGUGCCGCCAGCCCGCGCCAGCCCCGGCUGCCUACAGGUGUACUUGUCGUCGCUGCGAACAAGACCCCGGACAGGUCGCCAUGUCGCCGUCCGCGUCCCGUCUCGCUUUUUGCGCGCUGGUGAUCGCGUCGUUGAGCGGCGCCGUCACGGCCAUAAAAGCAGGUGACCUGUUCAAGCUCUGCAAAAGAAGUGACCCGGAGCUCAACGAGUGCGUCAAGCAGUCCAUCAUGGGGUUAAGAUCCACCUUCAAGAAGGGCAUCCCGGAACUGAGGGUGAACUCCCUGGACCCCAUGGUGGUGUCGGAGAUCUCGCUGAACCAAGGAAACGGGCCCGUGUCCAUCACCAGCACCUUCAAGGAACUGCACAUCCAGGGCUUCAGCGACGUCAAAGUCCACGACGUCAAGGUCGACUUGCCGAAUUACCGCAUCGACAUCUCCGUGUCGCUGGACUGGUUCUACACUUGGGGCGACUACGACAUCAAGGGGCAGAUCCUCGUGCUGCCCAUCACCGGCAGCGGGCCCAGCUGGAGCAACUACACCAUGGUGAAGGGGCGCGCUGCCAUCACCGGCCACGAGGUCACCAAGAAGAACAAGACCUACUUCGGCAUGGACGACAUGAAGUUCGACGUGGACGUCGGCCACGCCACCAUCCACAUGGACAACCUGUUCAACGGCAACAAAGUCCUCGGCGACACGAUGAACCAGUUCAUGAGCGACAACUGGCAGGCGGUGUACUCGGAGCUGAAGCCCGUCAUCAACGAGGCCGUGAGCACCUUGCUGCGGGACGUGGCCAAGAAGGUGUUCGACAAGUUCCCGCUGGAGGACUUGUUUCCCAAGUGAUUGUCCAACGCACGGCCCUUCGCUCGCGUCAACAACCCAGUCUAGUCAAAACAUCCGUUCCGUACGCAAGUGAAAGUAAAAGACCUCCCAAGACAAGAAGAGUGCGCUGCAGCCUGCGCAAGCCUGCGCCUCGCUGCCAGGCAACCCAACCGACUCCGCAGGACUCGGGACUCGCCGCGCCUCGCGAGAGAAGGCGAGUAGGUUGGGUUGCCUCCUCGCACGGCGCCGCUGCUAGAGGCCGCCUUCGCCGCGAUUUGCAUACCACGCCAGUGUACGAUACAGCCAAAAUAAACAUCGCGAAAGAAA